This is a messenger RNA of Cucurbita maxima (winter squash), 666 nucleotides long. Its product is annotated as MLP-like protein 31. The transcript is spliced from 3 exons. Bases 41 to 496 code for a protein of 151 amino acids. Lineage: Eukaryota; Viridiplantae; Streptophyta; Magnoliopsida; Cucurbitales; Cucurbitaceae. Gene Ontology annotation, biological process: defense response. The record is from RefSeq and is a predicted model, not a curated record.
GUUGGGUUAAACUACAACUUUAUUAUCCUGUAUCAACACAAUGUCUCUGUUAGGGAAAUUGGAGGCUGACAUUGAAAUCAAGGCUCCAGCUUCAAAGUUUUAUGAAAUAUUCUGCAACAGACCACACCAUAUAUCCAAUAUUUCGGGAGACAAAGUACAAGGUUGUAAGUUAGUCGAGGGUGAAUGGGGAAAAGUUGGGUCCACCGUCAAUUGGAACUACUAUCAUGAUGGAGAAGCUAAGGUUGCAAAGCAUCUAAUCGAAGCAGUUGAUGAGGAGAAGCAUACGAUCACUUUCAAAGUGCUACAGUCUGACCUUCUAAAGCAUUACAAGACCUUCAAGUUUACAUUUCGAGUUACUCCAAAGGGUAUUGGAAGCGUGGUUCACUGUGCUUUAGAAUACGAGAAAUUGCAUGGAAAUGUUCCAGAUGCACAUUCCAUGCUUCGCUUAUGCGUUGCUCUCUGCAAAGACCUCGAGGCUCACCUUAUGGAAGCUUAACUGAUGACAUGUAAUAAGUAUUGCCUUGUACUAUGCUAUGCUAUGCUACGCGUUAUUAAAAUAAAUGCUUGUAAGCAUGUGUUCUCCUCAUGCAUGGCCUAAGUUGUCAUGCAUUGGAGAAUUUAUCGUUGUAAAAUAUUCUGAAUGUAAACCUACUCGUAAGUUAUGGA